AUGUCAGACGAGAGCCUGGAGUCAUCUGCAACUGCACGCAAUAAACGAAGCUGCAGGCGAUGCAAUGAGAGAAAAGUGCGAUGCGAUCGAAUUAACCCUUGCGGUGCAUGCGUCAAGGCUGGGAAUCUUUGCGUUUUUCCACAACCCAAACGCAAGCCGAGGACGCUUAAUCGACCUCCGGUAGGCGUGCUGCUCACUCGCUUGAGAGAGCUCGAAACAGAAGUCCAUCGGCUUCGGUCUUCGAAGCAUAAUGAAUCGAAUGAGGAUCCCCAACACCAGUCAAGCAGAUCAUCUACAUUAAGUUCUGAUCAGUCUUCCCGGCCACCACAUGUUGAUCCAAAUCCCUUUCGUCUGGUGCAAGGGGGGUUAUUUGGGCGCAGCAAUCACUCUUGGCCUCAAAAUACCUUCCGACAACAGUACCUUCAGUCGUCGCAAAUUGAAAUUCUUUGGCAUGUAUAUCAGAAGAACGUUGCGCCAUUGAUCGCCAUUCUCCACCGUGCUACCACGGCUCAGCUUGUUCAAGAUGUAUCAAAGGGCCUGAGCAUUGAUCCCGCUAGUGAGGCGCUUCUGCUCUCCGUUUGCUUUGCCGCGGUGGUCAGUAUGGAUCCCAUCCAAUGUCAACAGGAAUUGAAGCUGGAACAUCGCACGGCUAUACGCAAUUAUGAAACUGCGGUAGAUCAGGCGCUGAGCCGAGCCAAUCUCAUCAAAUCGGAGGAAGUAGUCACCCUACAAGCUGCAGUAUUAUAUUUACUCUGCGCGCGUGUGGACGGGGAUACAAGAAUUGUCUGGGCCGAGUCUGCCGUGGCCAUUCGUCUUGCACAGGCACAGGGUAUCCACCGCGAUGGGAAGAGCCUUGGGCUAUCAGCAUUCCAAACAGAGAUCCGUCGACGUCUAUGGUGGUAUAUUUGCAUAUUGGAUAUGCUCUGCUCAGAAGAUCAGGCCGUGGAGAUGCAGAUCAGACCCGGGACGUUCGAUACACAAUUUCCGGUAAAUUUGGACGGUGACGAGCUCGAACCGGACAUGCUCGAGCUUCCGGCUGAGAAAAAGGGCUUUACCGAUAUCACUCUGUGUAUCAUCACUUCUAUUAUGAUUAAUGAAGUGCACCUAUCGCCACCCCCAUUGAACUCAGGCAUUUCGUUGCAAGACCGAAAACAUCGGAUCGAAUCUGUGGGUGAAAUUCUUCAUGAACGAUAUCUAAACCAUUUCAACUUGGAUAUCCCUAUACACUGGGUAUCCGCUACAAUUGCUCGUCUUCAUUUAUCAAAGGCCUGGGUCUCAGUGCAUUCACAGAUUUCAGCCUCAGAUCUACAUGGAAGCGAAUCCGAAUACAAAGACUCGGUAUUUCGGACGGCUGUUGAGCUUCUUGAAUUCGCACUUUUCCUGCAAACCAAUCAUGUCACCACACAAUGGAGCUGGCUUUGCAGAAGUUACAAACAGAAGGAUGUUGUCGCUUACAUGAUGUCCGAGUUAAGUGCUCGCCCACUUGGUCCUGAAACGGAUCGUGCUUGGGAUGUGGUGACCAAAAUGACUUCCAUGUGGAAGCAGGGUCCGCCAGGCACGGAUGGUGUACUUGAACAGCACAUCAUUGAGCUGAUCGAGCGUAUUGAUCUACUACGAGAGGCUAAGCUGGAAAGCGAACUACAAUUUAGAUAG
Molecule: messenger RNA, 1653 nt
Organism: Penicillium lagena
Lineage: Eukaryota; Fungi; Ascomycota; Eurotiomycetes; Eurotiales; Aspergillaceae
Exons: 1
Coding region: 1-1653 (550 amino acids)
Biological process (GO): DNA-templated transcription; regulation of DNA-templated transcription
Molecular function (GO): zinc ion binding; DNA binding; DNA-binding transcription factor activity, RNA polymerase II-specific
Source: RefSeq, a predicted model, not a curated record